AUGGGGAUUAAAUUGGUAAGGCGUACUGGAAAGUAUUCUGUUUAUCGUUUCUCUGAAGAGCAUAACCAUCAUCUUAUCAGUCAAGAAUCUGUCCAUUUUAUGCCAUCUCAUCGAAAAAUCACUUCAUCAGAUGAAGCCUUUUUAGACUUGACAGCAAAUUCAGGUCUUUCGCCUAAGUCUGCAUUUGAAUUAAUGGGUCAACAAGCAGGUGGUAGAGAGUCACUGGGAUUUACUAAGGUAGACCAAAAGAAUUACCUUCGAACUGUCCGACAGAAAAAAAUGAAAUUUGGGGAAGCUGGUUAUCUGAUAGAAUAUUUUUCAAAGCAAAUGUUGGAAAAUCCUUCGUUCUUCUAUGAGAUGCAGUUGGACACUGAGGAACAAAUUACCAACGUUUUUUGGGCUGAUGCUAAAAUGAUAAUGGAUUAUGGUAUAUUUGGUGAUGUGGUAAGUUUUGAUACAACUUACAAACUUAAUGAAGCAAAUCGACCAUUUGCGGUGUUUGUUGGAUUAAAUCAUCAUAGAGAGACUAUUAUUUUUGGAGCUGCCUUAAUGUACGACGAGACCGCAGCAUCUUUUAUAUGGUUGUUUGAAACCUUUUUAAAGGCAAUGUGUGGGAAGCCUCCACAAACCUUUUUCACUGAUCAAGAUGCAGCGAUAGCCAAGGCUGUACUUACCAUCGACUUUGUAUAUGGCAUUUGA
Molecule: messenger RNA, 699 nt
Organism: Asparagus officinalis (garden asparagus)
Lineage: Eukaryota; Viridiplantae; Streptophyta; Magnoliopsida; Asparagales; Asparagaceae
Product: protein FAR1-RELATED SEQUENCE 5-like
Exons: 2
Coding region: 1-699 (232 amino acids)
Source: RefSeq, a predicted model, not a curated record